Fonsecaea erecta is the source of this 1419-nucleotide messenger RNA. Its product is annotated as dimethylaniline monooxygenase. Gene Ontology annotation, molecular function: flavin adenine dinucleotide binding; NADP binding. The transcript has a single exon. The coding region runs from base 1 to 1419 and encodes 472 amino acids. NCBI's taxonomy places the organism in Eukaryota, Fungi, Ascomycota, Eurotiomycetes, Chaetothyriales, Herpotrichiellaceae. The record is from RefSeq and is a predicted model, not a curated record.
AUGUCUGCACGGUAUAAGACAGUCGCCGUCAUUGGUACUGGGCCCUCGGGUAUUUCUGCUGUCAGAGCAUUGUCCGACGAGAACAUCUUUGAAAAGAUUCGGGUCUUUGAACGACGAGACCGAGUGGGAGGCACAUGGAACUAUGACCCUAUCCCGGAUUCCUUCUCGACCGGUCUGGAUGGUCAAUUGAAGCGCUCUCUCCCCUCACGGUUCCCACACCAAGCCCCGUUGUCCUCCGAAGACACCAGCGCUCGGACGGGGGUAUACGAUGGUCUCGACAGUAAUGUCGGUGCCAAAGUUAUGGCUUUCACCCACACCCCAUUUCCUGAACUGAACUCAGCCAUCUCCAUCGAACGAUACGGCCGUGACAAUCCCACUCGACCUUUCCGGACAGUUGCCGGUUAUCUGGAAGACGUCUUCCGAGAUCACUAUCAUCUUGUUUCCUUCAACACCAGUGUCGAAAAGGUUGAGAAGGUGAAUGGGAAAUGGGUUCUGACGUUACGACGAUCCGAUCACCUCUCGCACGGCCGGCCCCAUGAAUAUUGGUGGCAAGAGACCUUUGAUGCCAUUGUUGUGGCGACAGGGCAUUACAAUAUCCCAACUGUCCCGGAAAUUCCUGGAUUGAGGAAUGCAUAUGCGGCCCAACCUGAAGUAUUCGAGCACUCGAAAGCAUAUCGCUCGCCCGAUGAUUAUGUAGGGAAGAGGGUAGUAGUGGUAGGAGGAAAUGUCUCCGCUGCUGAUAUUGUCUCCGACAUUCAGGGUACGGUCAACGGACCUCUGUAUCUUGCGCAACGCGGCACCAAUGAAUUCUUCAAGUCUGCGUUCGAAUUGCCCAACGUGGUGAUCAAGCCAACGCUCAAAGAAAUCAACUCGACACCUACUGGAAUCGCUGUCGAGUUCGAUGACGCCACCCGAGUUUCGGGCAUUGAAAAAGUUAUUUUCGCCACGGGUUACAAGCUGUCCUACCCCUUCCUGUCGCCAGACCCGGUGACACCAAACAACCGUCUGGCAGGGUUUUACCAACAUUUGUUCAAGAUCGGUGAUCCAUCCCUUACCAUCAUUGGACAACUCAAAGCUGGCGUCAGUUUUCGCGUGUAUGAGUACCAAGCUGUUGCAGUAGCUCGUUAUUUUGCAGGGCGCGAGGGCAGACCAUUGCCCCCACCCUAUGAACAAGAUGUCUGGGAAGUAAAGAGACUGCAGUAUAAAGGGCCCGGGAUCAACUUCCAUGAGAUCAAAGGCGACUGGAGUGAGUAUUACAGCUUCCUCCGCGAUCUGGCCGGGCCACCGGCAGCAAAUACCUCUGCAUAUGAACUGCCUCCUUGGGACGAGAAAUGGGCUGAACUGGGGUUCGAAGUGAUACAGCUGAAGGAUAGCUACUGGAAACGGUCAGCCCAGAACCAGCUCCGCGCAAGACUGUAG